Fusarium falciforme is the source of this 672-nucleotide messenger RNA. RefSeq lists its product as hypothetical. The transcript has 4 exons. Gene Ontology annotation, biological process: vesicle budding from membrane; late endosome to vacuole transport via multivesicular body sorting pathway. NCBI's taxonomy places the organism in Eukaryota, Fungi, Ascomycota, Sordariomycetes, Hypocreales, Nectriaceae. Gene Ontology annotation, cellular component: multivesicular body; cytoplasmic side of plasma membrane; ESCRT III complex. Bases 1 to 672 code for a protein of 223 amino acids. The record is from RefSeq and is a predicted model, not a curated record.
AUGUGGGGCUGGUUUGGCGGUGGCGCGGCGCAGAAGCGCAAGGACACCCCCAAGAAUGCGAUCCUCGGUCUGCGCGCGCAGUUGGAGAUGCUGCAGAAGCGCGAGAGGCAUCUCCAGACACAGAUUGACGAGCAGGACGCCAUCGCUCGCAAGAACGUCAACACAAACAAGAAUGCGGCCAAGGCGGCCUUGAGGCGUAAGAAGACACAUGAGCACUCGCUCGACCAGACCGUCUCGCAGAUAGGGACACUGGAGCAGCAAAUCAACGCGAUCGAGUCGGCCAACAUCAACCGGGAGACCCUGGUGGCGAUGGAGAAGGCCAGCCAGGCCAUGGCACAGAUCCACGGAAAGCUUACACCGGAGAAGGUGGACGAGACAAUGGAGAAAUUGCGGGAGCACAAUGCCAUGAGCGAAGAGAUUGUCGCCGCCAUGACCAACGCUACUAUCGGCGACUACGUCGACGAUGUCGAUCUGGAAGAGGAGUUGGAGCAGCUACAACAGGAGCAGCUCGACGAGCAAAUGCUCACGACAGGCAAUGUGCCCGUGUCAGAUGCAGUACACAAGAUGCCCACGCCGGUAAACACAGAGCCUCAAUCGAGCAAGAAGCAGGCUGUGGAGGAAGACGACGAAGAGGCCGAGUUGCGAAAGUUGCAGGCUGAGAUGGCCAUGUGA